CCGUUGAAGCCUCUGCCUGCGAGUCAGGUUUUCUGAUCGAUAGCUAUCAAGCUUGGAGUCACUGAGGUCAGAUGGUCUUGGAGGGAGAGGCAAUCGGGAGCAGCCGUGCCCCUCCCGACACCACCCGGUGUGACUAGUUGUAGCGAGGAGGGGCCUCGCGCCCAUCAGGCUGGACAGUCCCCACGUCGCUCCCACCCUGCUGCCAAAACGCAGCUGCUCGGGGCACAGAGCGCAGCACCACAGAGACAGACACGCCGCGCCUGUGGAGCCUUAGCAACCCGCUCCUUUGAAAGGACAUUCUACGUGCAUCGGGAAAGGAGAAGGGACACUGGACUCAACAGCUUCUCUCAGGACCAGUGACCGGGUCCUGCCCUUGGACACCCAGGCGAGAGUAACCACUGGCUUGGGAACUGAGCGAAGAAAAAAAAUCUAGGGGUUUGGAGAAGUCGGAUUCAAAAGAAAUGUCGAAAGAUAUCCAGGGCAGCCACCGGAGUCCGGAAGCUUAAUAGCCACCGGGUCACCGUGACCCCGGGAACGACAGUGACUGACAAGCGCACAGACCAGGCGCUCGCCAUCAUCCACGGGUCUGCCCGCUGGAGCCGCCUCCACGGAGUGGGACCCGGCUGCAGACGUCCACCGAGCCGGCCAGAUAGCGACAUGCAGCGAGCACUCCCCAGACUGCCCCAGCUGGGGAACCUCCUGGGCGGCGCAGCGCGACGGUGACCCGCGCGGGUGCGAGGGGUGUGCCCGGCCCCGCCUGCGCGCCCCUCCCCGCGGUGGCCGCGCAUCCAGGGGCGGCGCGGAGCCGAGCCGCUCGCCCAGUCGCCAGUGCCCGCGAGCGCCGCGCCUGCUCGGGGAAUCCACUUCGCCGCUAGACGCUCCUCGUGUUCUCUCGCUCCCUUCCCGGCUGCUUUCUAUGGCUCUGACUCUGCGGCCGGAGCCUAACCACUAAGGGAGAAACUUUUCCUGCUGUUUCUUCUCCCCACCCCUUUCCAGGAGAGGAUUAAAAGUUGCAAGAACUGGUGCCGCCCGUGUCACUUGGGUACUCGCUGGUGAGUUCCGAGUCUCAGCCAUGUGCACCAACAUAGUUUACGAGUGGCUGAAAGCGUUACAGCUCCCGCAGUACGCUGAGUCCUUCGUGGAUAAUGGCUACGAUGACCUGGAAGUGUGCAAGCAGAUCGGAGACCCGGACCUGGACGCCAUCGGGGUGCUGGCUCCCGUGCACCGCCGGCGCAUCCUAGAGGCUGUGCACCGGCUGCGGGAACAGGAUGCGGCCGCUGCCGGCCUCUACUUCACACUUGAACCGCAGCCCGUGCCCCCGGCACCGCUGGUGGAAGCGGUGCCCCCAGGCCGCCGGGGGGAGCCAUGUGGCAGCUCAGCCCAGGGCACUCGCGGGGACCCCCGUGGCCAGCCGGGCGCUCCCCGCAGCAGGGAGCUGGUGAGCUACCCUAAGCUGAAGCUGAAGAUCAUGAUCCGGGAUAAGCUGGUCCGCGAUGGCAUCCACCUGAGCAAACCCCCAUACUCGCGCAAGGUCCCAAUGGCCGGCAUCCUAGAGUACUUAAUGAAUUGGCCGAAGUCAUCACAGAACCACUAGAUAUCAUUUUUGAGAGGCCGUGGCGGACUGAUGAGAUGCGGAAGACUGGAAAGGGGCGUAUUUAGGACCUUCUUUCACAAAGGGAACUGGAUGGUGACUCUGCAAACACUUAUCAGCUUAACGUUUUCUCGGAAAAUUCUGGAAUUAUCAACUUAGUUAGCCGAGUAAUACUCUUGGAGUAGUCAGGAGUAAGGCAGUGACCGACCAUCUGUGGAAAUAUAUUGAACUUGGUUUUCAAUGGACACUCCAUGCAGGAAGAAGUCUGAUACAUCUCUUGGAAUUUCUCUCCUUUGCUCUUGGAGUUUUUCACUCUCAUAGAUAGGGUUGAUUAAGACUUGUGGGAAAUUACUGAUUUUAAGUAUACUACAUAAAAGUAGGUUUCUUACAAUAGCUACUUAAUUAUAUAGUUUUCAAAUUAGCCUCUGUCUUGAGAAAAGUAACUUUCAUUUUAUGUUUUAAUGUACAUGUUAUGUUACUUCAUAUAGGGCCUUGUUUUCAUUAAGUUACAAUAUUUCAUAUAAUUCUAUAUAAACUAGUUUGGUGAAGGAACUCUUACUUUAGGUGCCUUGUAUAGUGAUUUCACAUGUAAGUAUAACCAUAACACAGACAGAUUAAGGAAGAAAUUGUUUUCUGACUUUUAAAGUGUAAUCUGGUAGAAGGAUGACUGUUACAUUAGGAGUACCAUGUCCUGAUACACAUCAGUUAUUCAUAUUCUUCUUGACCCUUGCCCACCUUCCCAAGUUUCUUUCUCUCAUCCCACCCAUCUUCAUGAGCUUCUGAUACCAGGUAGUGAGCAGGGAUGUCAGCCUUGGCAAUGGGCAAGAGGAGCCUUUUCUGCACAUCUUUGCUCAUGGAAAAUAAAGGAAAGGAGAGGGAGGGGGAAGGAAACCUGGAGUAUAAUUUUUUUUCUCAUCAUUAUUUCCUUUGGGUGUUGGUAGUCUGCUUUUCUGCUAAGAAAAUGCAACCAUGAUGAUGGGGUCUAAACUUCAUUGAGAAAAGGCUAUAGGUGAUUUAACACUGUUAACAAGCAACCGGGACUACGAGUUUGGAGAGACCCUCAGCUGUACUGUACUGUGCUGUACUGUACUGUGCUGUACUGUAGAGCCACCCUUUCACUACUCAGAAGUACAGCACAGAUGAAAGCUUGUGCCACUAUAAUUAUGGACACAAACAGAAAACUUUUAAAGGCAAGAGCUUGAUGUUCACUUUGUCUCUAGAAAUAGGUAGGCAAUUAAGAAGGGAUUACAUCUCCAGAGGCGCUCAUGACAGAAUACUGUUUUUUAAAAAAAAUUCAAAGUUUAACCACUUGAGCUGCCUUCAGGGGUGAAUUUAGGCACUGUGCAAAGCCUUUCUCUGGCUUAAAUACAGAUGUAAGGAAAUUAACUUCUAAGAGUACAUGUGAGUUGCCCCCUAUGAGCUGCAUACAAUCAACUGCUUGUCACCUUUUCAAAUAAGCUGAUCUGUAAAAUACCUGUUAGAUUUUUUGAAUGAGGUGAGGGUGUCUGCAUAGAUUACUGAUAUGAUUUAUUGUGAUAAUAAACGGCUUCCUGGUUGAGACCUCAUUUCCAGGCGCCGCGUCUGUGGCAGAUUUAUUUUACAGAUGUACAUUUGCAUGCGUUUGUUGAACUGUGGCUAGCAAGGACCCAGUUUCUGAAAAAUCUAUUAUUUUCUCCGGAGGCAAUAGAAUAAAAUCUUCUGUGACCAAAAGGGCCCUUGGGUCCUUUCGAGCUUUAUUUUCAAUUUGAAUGAUGUCCGCCUUCAAUUAUUUGGCUAAAUCUAAAUCUUGUCUCCAUGCUGCUAUUAGAAUUUGAAAUUAACAAUAAUCUACCUAAGUUAUGAGUCACAAUUUAGGAUGGUGGAAUAGCCAGUGGGUCAGGAAGAUGUCUCAGGUAAAGCUAGAAGAAUAAAACUCUGGAAGAGAACCAAUGAAAAGAAGCUUGCGAAUUCCUUUGUAUUGAAUCCAGAUGAAGUAAGAAGACAUCAAAGGAAUUCUGACUUUGAAUUGCAUCUAUAGGGACUUAUCUUCAAGAGUCAAUUUCUCAUUGUGUCUUUAUCCCCAUUUAUCUAAGCACUGGUGAUUUCCUUAAUAUCUAAAUGUAAAUGAUGAAAAGAUAACACCAAGACUCAAAUCUUGAUCAUGUCAAUGAUUCAUAGUUCCUAGAAAAUUAAGUCAUAAGUGACAGGGUUUUAGUUUAUAAUAUCGAGAGGUUUAGAGAAUAAUUGCAAAAGUUUCUACAGCUUAAGAAAAUUUGAGUGUAUGAAGAAAUCUCACUUAUGCAAAGUGUUGCUUUGCUCAGUAUGGUGGUACACAUCCAUAAUCCCAGCAAAAUUCCAAGUUCAAGACCAGCCUAGGUAAGCAAAUCAGAACAAAACAGAGUAAAAUAGGAGGGAGUAUGGAGACAGCUUAGUUGGUCAAGUUUGUACCAUGCACGCAAGGGGACCAGUGUUUGAACCUCAGAACCCAUAUAAAAAAGCCAGAUAUGCAGUACUGGGGAGGAAGAGAGCAAGAUCCCCAUGAACUGCUGGCUGGCCUCCUAGUCUAUUUGGUGAGUUAUAGGCCAAUGAGAGACCCUGUGUUGAAACAAUCAAAACAGAGACACCAAAAUAAGAUCUGCCUGCAGAGGACAUCUCUGCCUUACACACACACACACACACACACAUACACACACAAUCACACAAUGAUGGAGGAAGGGGGGUGUCAGAGAGAGAUUUCUAGAUAUAGAAAACAGCAAUUUAAGGGAAAAACAAAGUCAGAAAUCUCAGGAAAAAGAAACCCUGAACUUUUGGCCACAAUAUAGUUUCUCAGUUCAGAUCAAGCAGUUUCUUAGAAGAGAGAAGUUGAACUUGAACUGGAGGAUGAGAGUGAGCACUACAUUUUUCCUUUGAAAUUGCACAGAUUGUAGUUGAAAUUCUAGAACUACCCCAGGAGUUUUCCUGUGCUGGCACUGCUAGGUUCCUAAGCUGUAGUAUAGCUUGAGGAAUCAUGGGAAAUAAUUCUGCAACUUAAAGCUUCUUUUCUCUCUUCCAUAACUGGCAGAAAUAAGCAUCUCCUGCACUUCUUAAGAGGCUUUCCCUUCCUGAAUUUCAGUUAUUUUAUUCAUUUCCUCUUAUGUGGAAGAGAUUACCUUAAGACUAACUAGAGAAUUCAAGUAUAUGUUGACAUGUCCGGCCACUGUCCCGUAAAUAGGGACUUUUGCUUUCUUUUGAGCUUAGAAAAGCUACCUUGUGCAGUCACAAUAGGAGUUCCGUGAAUGACUAGCAGCUGAAUGGAGAGAAUUAGACUGAACUACAAUAGGCUAGGGAGGUGGCUCAGCCAGGAAGAUACUGCCCUUGUAAGCACACAGGGCAGAAUUAGACCCCAGAAUCCUCAUUUGUAAAGAAUAACAUGGUGGCAAGUACUUGUAAUCCAGUGCUAGGGAGGUGAGGAAAUUUGGAUCCCUGGAGCUAGCCUGGCCUACUUGAUGAGCUCCAGGUUAGUGAGAGACCCUGUUUUUCUUUCACACACCUAAGGUGGAUGGCAUCUGAGGGACAACAUUUGAGGUUGUCCUCUGGUCUACACCCUCUCUCUCCCUCUCCCUCCCUCCCCCCUUCUCUCUCUCUCUCUCUCUCUCU
Mus caroli (Ryukyu mouse) is the source of this 5206-nucleotide messenger RNA. RefSeq names its product sterile alpha motif domain containing 5 (gene Samd5). Gene Ontology annotation, molecular function: protein binding. The record is from RefSeq and is a predicted model, not a curated record. NCBI's taxonomy places the organism in Eukaryota, Metazoa, Chordata, Mammalia, Rodentia, Muridae.